Molecule: messenger RNA, 1827 nt
Organism: Fonsecaea nubica
Lineage: Eukaryota; Fungi; Ascomycota; Eurotiomycetes; Chaetothyriales; Herpotrichiellaceae
Product: glutamate-tRNA ligase
Exons: 1
Coding region: 1-1827 (608 amino acids)
Biological process (GO): glutamyl-tRNA aminoacylation
Molecular function (GO): glutamate-tRNA ligase activity; tRNA binding; zinc ion binding
Source: RefSeq, a predicted model, not a curated record
AUGAGGGCGAGGCCUGCCAUCCGCGUCACUGGAUGGGUGUGCAAUUCAUGUCGUGCCCGUCAGACCGCGGCAAAGGGGCAUUCGCUUGUCCCGAGUCGCAAAGCCUCGACUGCGCCAACCAGGAGCAGCAGCACGACGCAUUCCACCCCAAAACGAGGAAAGCUGCCCUCGACACCAGCUCGAACUCGGUUCGCUCCCUCUCCCACGGGAAACCUUCACUUAGGGUCCAUCCGUACUGCGUUGUUCAAUUACCUCCUUGCUCGAGCGACGAACGGUCGGUUCCUUCUUCGAAUCGAGGACACCGAUGCAAAGAGGACGAUACCCGGUGCGGAGGACCAGUUGUACAGAGAUCUGAGGUGGGCUGGGCUGCAAUGGGACGAGGGCCCUGAAGUAGGAGGACCUUACGGCCCAUAUCGACAGUCUGAACGACUUGAGCUGUACAAGACACACAUCAAGGGCCUGUUGCAGACGGGACAGGCGUACCGCUGCUUCUGCACGUCGGACCGUCUCGAUGAUCUCAAUCGCCGCCGCCACGAAAAGGGUUUGAGUUUGGGGUACGACAGGAAAUGUCUGAACAGCCUCUCCCCGUCUCAGGCGGAAGAGAAAGCCCAUCGCGGUGAAGCGCAUGUUAUCCGUUUCCUGUCCCCGCCCGAGUGGCCUCGCUAUAAUGACCUCGUCUACGGCAAAUCUCAAGGCCACGGGGCCGAAAAGACCAAAAGAUUGCUCGUGGACGAACCGGUAUACGAGGAUGCGAUCCUGAUGAAAUCCGAUGGCUUCCCUACUUACCACUGGGCAAAUGUUUGUGAUGACCAUGAAAUGCACAUCACCCACGUUGUCCGGGGGUCGGAAUGGAUGGCUUCGACACCAUUGCAUGUCGCGCUAUAUAACUCCCUCGACUGGACGCCUCCAGCUUAUGCCCACGUCCCACUGCUGGUCGACGCCAACAAACAGAAGCUCAGCAAGAGGAACUUCAACUCUGACAUCUCGCGGUUUCGCGACCAAGGAAUAUUUCCCGAAGCCCUCGUCAAUUUCGCAGCGCUCUUGGGCUGGUCUCACACUCAGAAACGGGAUGUCAUGAACCUCGCCCAGCUCGAAUCCCUUUUUGAUCUGAAAAUCACAAAGGGGAACACCAUUGUCUCGCUGGAUAAAUUGAACUUUUUGCAGGAACAACAUGCUCGCCGACGAGUGCUAGCUGGAGGGGAAGAAUUUGAGCAAAUGAUUCGCGAUGUGGCCGUCUCUCUUUUGGACAAGUACGGCGCUGGGAGAAUCAUGCAGUUUCUAGACACUGGUUCGCAGAAACGGCAGCUAAGAGAUGUGCUCGUCCAGUUACUGAAGGUCGAAUCUCUACAUUACCGCUCUCCAUCUCAAUUCGCCGAACAGUGCGCCUUGUUCUUCGAGCCUGUGUCCCUGAAAAACCACUUGGAAGUCAGUGACGUCGGGCUCCUUCAUCCACUCCGCGUCGCAGCAUCAACGCUGGCUUUGAUCCCCGAAGAGUCAUGGACCCGAGACACGCACCUCUCGCACCUCCGCUCCCUCGAAGCGAGCGGACCCGACGAGUCCGUCGACGCGCGGACCUGGAAACGGGAACUGUACCACUACCUCCGCUGGGCAUUGCUGGGCGGCAGACAAGGGCCCGGCAUCGCCGAGACACUGGAGAUCCUGGGGCGGGGGACGUGUAUCGCGAGAAUUCAAGACGCGAAUCUACGGGCCCGAGAGCUCGAGUCCGUCACCACCAAGCCCGUCAUCCAGGCUCAAGGGUGGAAAGGCGAUGUCGACGGCAAGAGACGAGUCGACAAGGAGUGGAAAGCGUAUGCGCUUCGUCCGUAA